Molecule: messenger RNA, 1593 nt
Organism: Penaeus vannamei (Pacific white shrimp)
Lineage: Eukaryota; Metazoa; Arthropoda; Malacostraca; Decapoda; Penaeidae
Source: RefSeq, a predicted model, not a curated record
AUGAAGAGUAAUUCUGUAAACAAAAGUGAACAACAAAUCCUAAAGGACAGUCAUUUCUUAUCAGACCAAAUCGCUGGUAAACUGAAGAGACCAGCAGCAACUGGUAUGGGCAUAUCACCGGAUCCCAAGAGAACGAAUGUACCUGAUAUUGUCAUUCCAGAAGAAAAAGAAGAUUGCAAGUCCAAUCUUCUUUCCAAGUUUGAAGACCAAAACUCCUAUAUAAGUGAUGCAGAGAGUGAUGGAAGUGUCAGUAUUCUAUUGCCAGAUUGCAAGAAAGAAAAUAAAGAGAAUAUCUUGAAUAAAGGAGAGUCUUCAAAUGGUGAUGAUGUUUUAAGAAGUAAAAUGAAUAAUGGUGACUUAAAUUCUUUCAUAAAGGAAGACAGUUGUAAAUCACCAGUAAAAAGUGAGAAAACAAAUAGCAUUAAAGCUGCCAGUGAUUCAGAUGUUCUUGACCAUAAAGACAUAUCAGAGGUCCUUGAAGCUUCUCAAGGUUUUAUGGCUGACAUUGCAUUUGAUGAUGUAGAACAAAAAAACAAGAGCCAUCCCAUACCUGAAACACAAGAGGAUUCUAUGGACCACUUAUUUGAUGAUGAUUUAGCUGUAGAUUUUGAGAAGAUGUCACCUUUCAAGCAGGAGGUUCAACAAGUGCCACCAGUUGAAAAUAAAGCAAUAAAGAAGCUGUUGUUUGAGGGUUUGGGUGAGGAGUCAUUUUCAAUGAAAGGGGGCUUUGGUCGCCAUGUUGUGAGUGCUGUUGAGCGCAACACUUAUAAAGGGGAGGUAUUACUAAGGCUUAUAUCAGUACAGGAUAAGAGCAACAAGACCUGCACUCUUGGUGGAUUCUGGUCACAGAGUAUGGUUUCAGAAGGAGACAUUGUUCACAUUUUAUAUACAGAGGCUUCAGAGGAUGGACACUUCACAGUAAACAAUACUCAGGGUCUCAUUGUGAUCAACCCAGACUUCCUUAUCUCUGGAACUUCUGUUGUGUCUGGUGUCUUCUGUCGCCGAAAAGCAGUUUUGAAUGAACGUUUCAGAGGUCUAGAUCCGGGUAACCAGCUGAUGCUUAUUGGUUCUCUUGUUCAUGAGCUCUUUCAAGAGGUGGUGAAGAAGAAGAUCAAGUCUCGGGAGCAGUUGGAGCAUCUAGUAAGAGAACUAAUGUCACAGCCAAAGAUGCUGCAGGAAAUGUAUGGACUCGGAGUAUCGGAGGCGCACAUAUAUGAGGAAAUGAAUAACUUCAUCCCUCACAUUAACACUUGGUCUCAGAGAUACCUGGGCAACGGAAAAUUACAAGACAAGGUUGAAUUAAAAGGUCAAUCAAAAAGGCAGUGGGCUGGCCAGAUAACAGAGAUUCAAGAUAUUGAAGAAAAUGUUUGGUCUCCAAAGUUUGGUGUGAAAGGCAAAAUUGACAUGACGGUCAAGACUAAUCAAAGAGGAAUUACAAAGGUGGGGAGCCUGAUAGUAAUUCAAAGAAAAUUGUCAGAUUGGUCUGACGUGGACCAAUUGCUAAGGUUCUUUUCCUUCCAAAGAAUGGAGUUUAAAGGAGAGCCUAUAUGUCACUGUAAUAGAUAUAUUACAGGAGUGUCUAACACAUACUAG